UUUCUCUUUUCCCUUUUCCCUUCUCUCCCUCCCCCCCCCUCUCUCUCUCUCAAACAUAUGGAAGAAGAAGGGUACUGUAACACAAGACUUGGGCUUGGACUAGGUGGUGAAAACUAUGUGCCAUGGCCACAGAAACAGAAGGAGAAGCCUGUGGUACGUCUAGACCUCUCAUUUACACUCUGGCCUGAUCAAGAAGAUUCCAGGAAUAUAGAUCGUCAUGACAAGGCAGAGGGGACAUGCUUCAAGUCUGAAGAAGAUGAGGAUUAUGGAAAUAAGAGAAGUGAUCAUUCCAUUGAUAAUAGCUGCAUGUAUGGUACUGGUAGAAAGAAACUCAGGCUUACAAAAGACCAAUCAAGCUAUCUUGAGGAGAGCUUUCGAAGGCAUCCCACUCUUAAUCCGGCUAAGAAACAUGCAAUCGCUGAGCAAUUGAAUUUAAAGCCGAGACAAGUUGAAGUCUGGUUCCAGAACAGGAGGGCAAGGACCAAGCUGAAGCAAACAGAGGCAGACUGUGAACUCUUGAAGAAAUGUUGUGAAAGUUUAAGCAAUGAGAACAGGAGAUUGAAGAGAGAAUUGCAAGAAUUAAGGUCACAAAAAACUGGACGGUCGUCGUCGUCGUCGUCAUCGCACUCUCAACUUGCAAAGGAUAUUGGCACAAUCACAAAGUGUCCUUCAUGUGAGGAAAGCACCACAACUGAUCAGAAAAUAUGUAGCCGUUUUUGACAUGGUCCAUAAGAGCUAGCUGGCUGGCUAGCAAGCAAGCAAGCAAUUUUAAUUAAUUGUAAAGCGGCUAUCGAUGAUCAUGGUAGUACAAAAUUAAUGAUUCUAGUAGGUUUAUAGCUGAAAUAUUUCAUCAACACUGCUUUAUGUAAAUCAAUAAUAAUAAUAAUAAUAAUAAUUAUUAUUAUUAUUAUUAGUCAGACUAUAAAAUACUAAAUAAUUUGAAGUGAUGAAUAAUUCAACAGGGGAGGGGAUGCCCCAAGUCUUGUAACGAUUAGGAAAGAGAGCUUGUGGUAGAAAAAAUUAACAAUUUGUUUGU
Molecule: messenger RNA, 1036 nt
Organism: Populus euphratica (Euphrates poplar)
Lineage: Eukaryota; Viridiplantae; Streptophyta; Magnoliopsida; Malpighiales; Salicaceae
Product: homeobox-leucine zipper protein HAT14-like
Exons: 3
Coding region: 58-720 (220 amino acids)
Biological process (GO): regulation of DNA-templated transcription
Molecular function (GO): DNA-binding transcription factor activity, RNA polymerase II-specific; sequence-specific DNA binding
Source: RefSeq, a predicted model, not a curated record